Molecule: messenger RNA, 1090 nt
Organism: Aaosphaeria arxii CBS 175.79
Lineage: Eukaryota; Fungi; Ascomycota; Dothideomycetes; Pleosporales
Exons: 3
Coding region: 67-912 (281 amino acids)
Source: RefSeq, a predicted model, not a curated record
GUCGCCGCAGAGCAGCCCUUAUCGCCAGCAGAAUACUGGAUCGCCAUUGCCAAUCCACCAAACAACAUGACCUUUGGGGGAAUUUCAGGACCCUAUAAUGCUGAUUACUACACCUGUACGCUUCGGAACGCAUCAGUGAUUACGAACGUUACCUUUGUGAAUGGUGUACAAACGCUGCAAGCCAACGCUAUUCACGACUUGGAGUUCGUCACAGAUGGUGUUGAUGGUGAAAUUGCUUGGGGUUCUACCUCCGACGAUGCGGAUCACGCACUAUCGAACUAUCGCUCCUUUUUCAUGUCGCUUCACACCUUGCUAGACGGAUUGGUGACGUCCGCAGAGCUACGACAACCAGGCCCGCAUUUAUUUACAGAACAACAUGUCAUGAAGUGGGAGACGAGGCUCGACCAGACAGUCUUGGGGGCGGCUAGUGACUUCUCGAAAGUAAAUGCAGCAUGGAAGCUGGGUGGAGCAGAGGCCGACCUUGUCGCCCAAGACAAGAGCUUGAUCACCCUCAUUGAGGAAAUCUCGCUGAAUGCGUCAUGGAGUUUGAUGAGCAUGCCGAGAUUCUGUAAAAAGGUGCCGGCUCUGGCCAAUUCGACUCUCUGGGUAAACAAAUAUACCUACGAGCCACAAAAUCUGUUCAUUGCGUACAGUUGUUCUAUCAUCGCAAGCCUCGUCACCGUUCUCACCGGUGUUUUCGCCUUGUAUACCCAAACUUCCAGCCAUGACAAGCACUUUUCAUCCAUCAGCCGUACCAUGCAAAGCCCAGAACUCACUACACUGUUUAUUGUUCGUUCGCCAUCCAAUGCGAAGAAGAUUGCAGCGACAAAUAUCAAGCUUAUUGAGCAUAGAGAAGACGGAGCCGAAAUAUUCCGCAUAGAAGGGGAGAAAGCACCUAGUGGUAGGACAUAGGCUAUGCGUGUUGAACACAUAUUUGUUGCAAUGAAUGAGAGUAGUAUACAGUAUGCGGUCAGUAGCCCUAGAUUCGAUGUCAUAUGAUACAUCAUAUAGUGUGGGACGUAGUGCUAGGUUUCGUAUAGACAUUCCUUGCGUUACCAAGACCCGCAUAACCAGCCAUGUCACGUCCAUC